CUUGGCUGAGACCCUCGGCGGAUCCAAGUUCGUUCCUUCAGGUUCAGUCACUCGUUUUUUGAGGUGCAGGACGUCUACGAUGCGUCUUCUCCUCGUCCACUCCUUUCUGUCAGUAUUUGGAAUCGUACAUGGAGCAGUUACAGUUUAUGGUCCACAUGUCCAGCAACCUCUCGGUUCGCAAACGGUGACGGCUCCCUCAGCCUCGUACACCGGCGCUGCUACAUAUGAUCAGACUGUUUUGACUCCACCCCCUGUACCCAAUCCACCACCGCCCACUUCUUUUGGUGUGCAGCUGCAAACCGGUGGCGCUGCAACCGGCCUUUCCAUACCCCAGAGUGGUGCAUUCUUUGGUUUUAGUAUCGAAUUCAGUGUCGUUAGCCAAGUCCUUGGCUUAAACAGCUCGUUCAUGCAGGUGCCGUUCCUAAACUUAAUGGCUAACCUCAGGGAACGCGCCGGAAGCGUUCAGGUGCGACUUGGUGGAAACAGUCAGGAAACCGCUACGCUGGUCAACUCCAUUCCGGACGGAAAGUCUAUGGAAAAGGACACGGUGAACACGUCCAACCCGACUGAUACUCCGCCUUUGCUCUUUACGCCAGAGAUUAUCAAGAUGAUGGCCAGCAUAUCCGCGUUGACGAAUGUUCGCUGGUACUUGGGCAUUCCAUUCUACGACACCUCAAACUUCCAGCUACAAAUAGCUGAGGUUGGCGAAGCCAUUCUCGGUGAUUACUUGGUUGGUUUACAGGGCGGUAACGAACCCGAUCUCUAUUCCAAACACGGUCACCGUCCCAGCUCCUACAGCCCACAGGAUUAUACGAAUGAGUUCGGAUUACUCGUCAAUGCAGUGAACGCGGAUCCCAACUUACCAGACAAGGACAUUCUCAUCGGUCCCAAUUUGUCUGGCACCUGGGAGCCAGAGCAGGUCUGGGAUACUGGUUUUGCUACCGAUUAUAGCCAGAGCUUAAUCACGCUUGCCGUUGAACAUUACCCAACAGAUAAUUGUUAUGCCCAAUACGGUACCGGCACGCCGCGCAAUCCACAGGAUAUGUUCCCUACGUACCUGACGCACAAGUCUGGGCAAGACAUCGUAUCACCAUAUAUCAACUCGACCGGUUACGCACAGUCAUUGGGGAAGCCCUUUGUCAUGUUUGAAACGAACACCGCGUCGUGCGGUGGUUUCCCCGGUCUUAGUGACAGCUUUGGUGCCGCCCUGUGGGGUGUUGAUUAUGCUCUUCAGAUGGCCUAUGUCAACUUCACAGGUGCUCUGUUCCAUGUUGGUGGUCAGAGCGAUUACUAUAAUCCCUUUACCCCUCCGGUAACUAAUCAAUCGACGUUCCACCAGUGGACGAUCGGACCUAUCUACUAUUCCGCACUGCUCGUGGCAGAAGCCUUGGGCUCGUCCAACCAGUCCCGAGUUCUUGACCUUGGCAUGAAUGGAGGGAACGAGUUCACGCCUGGCUACGCCAUUUACGAAAACGGGGAACCUACGCGAGUCGCUCUGAUUAAUUUCGUUUCGGACCCUACUGGUGCAAGUGACUAUACUGCAAGCAUUUCCCUCGCCGGUGGGUCGACACCAGCCCAAGUCAAAGUAAAAUACCUUUCAGGGAGUUCCGUUGCACAGAAAUGGAACUUUACGUGGGCGGGGCAGACCUUUGGUGACGCAUUCACCUCUGAUGGACGUCCGGUAGGCAAUAUUGAUGUCCAGACGGUGACCUGCGACCAGGCGAAUGGGGUCUGUAACGUCAAGGUACCUGCACCCGGCGCAGCGUUGGUCUUCCUCAGUGACCAAGCCCUCGAAGAAUCCGAUCCCGGUCCAACGAUGACCUUCCCAACGACGGCCUACACCAAAUUGCACAAUACUGCCACCAUCGACCCGUCCGCGCUCGCUACUUCGAAUGGCAACAUGGGCACGGCAGACUGGCUGGCUGGCACGAGCCAAGGCUCGUUGGAAAACAGUGCCUCUGGAUUCGCGCAGGCAUUACCGAGUCUUGGCGCCGUCAUCGCUGGUGCGCUGCUCGUUGUUCGAAUGGCUUACGCAAGUUAGGUGACGAUUCGAGACCAUUUACAGUUGGCUUUUUUAUUCUUUUGGAGUCUUUGUUGUCUUAUUCAGUCACCGGUAGUUGCAUUUUGAUUACUUAUUUCCGCAAUAAUGCUUGGAAAGGGCAGAUAUCUACCUCAUCCCAACGAGUUUUGAAGGUGUAGCAUACCCUUAGAAUGCGAAUAUAUUCGUG
Messenger RNA from Pisolithus orientalis, 2228 nucleotides. Its product is annotated as glycoside hydrolase family 79 protein. The coding region runs from base 80 to 2041 and encodes 653 amino acids. The record is from RefSeq and is a predicted model, not a curated record. The transcript has 12 exons. NCBI's taxonomy places the organism in Eukaryota, Fungi, Basidiomycota, Agaricomycetes, Boletales, Pisolithaceae.